GUGUCUAGACUCUAGAGCACAGAACACGUUGCCUUUUCUCUUCUACGUCUCACAAAACGUUUUCUAGGAAAGGAUGAAAAAAGGCUACUGAUUCUUCUCUUCUCUAUAUGGUGUGUUUUCGUUUGUUCUAUGCAUCGCCUGAUAUGAUCAAAGAGGAAGUCGAAACGUUGCAGAAGCUUUGUUUUCGUGAACGUUGUCAAUAACGGAGAUUUACAGGAGACUGAUGAGCGACAGGGACGAAGAUUCGCCGGGGAAGUGUAGGGAGCGUCGCCGCCGGAUGUUAGAGAUGAGACGAAUGUCUUCACAGUCUAUUUCGCCUCCGGAUACUCGAGAACGGAAGGGGAAUAUAAAGGAGAGCUCAGGUUGCGUAGCCAAAGGGAAGAGGAUUCAUACCGAGGAGGCGACCGGUUACCAGACGAUUUCUUCGGUAUCGGCGCCAUCUGCCGGCGGUGUCAUUGUGGAUCCGGGUGAGAAUUCGGUGGCAGAACCGGUAUUUGGUAUGAUGUCGGUAGCUGGGAGGUCAAGUGAGAUGGAGGACGCCAUAUCUAUACGGACGAACCUUUGCCGACCUGAGAUUAGCUUACAGCAACCCGUGCAUUUCUUCGCUGUAUAUGAUGGUCAUGGAGGCUCUCACGUGGCAGCAUUGUGCAGGGAGAGGAUGCACCUGUUGAUGGAGGAAGAGUUGGUGCGCCUGGACUGCACGUGGAGUAGAGUAAGUGGUGAUGCUGGUGGUUUUGAUAGCACGAAAGAAAAGCAUGAGCUCCAAAGACAUGGCGGGAAUGAAGGAGCAGAGGAAUUUGAAGAGAAGUGGAGGAGAGUGAUGAAAAGGACUUUCCGUAGAAUGGACGAGGCGGCAUUGAGUACGUGUGUGUGUGGUAGCAUGGGCUAUCGGUGUGGAUGCCACCCGAUGGAGGUUGAGCUUGCAGGAUCCACCGCCGUGGUGGCCGUGUUAACCGCUGAACACAUUCUGAUCGCUAAUUGUGGAGACUCACGGGCUGUUCUCUGCCGUAAUGGGAGGGCCAUUCCGCUCAGCUUUGAUCAUAAGCCCGAUAGAUCAGAUGAACUUGCAAGGAUUGAAGCUGCUGGGGGCCAAGUCAUUUUCCUGAACGGAGCGCGAGUUCAAGGCAUUCUUGCUAUGUCUAGAGCGAUAGGGGACAAAUAUUUAAAGCCAAUUGUGACGUCAGAGCCUGAGACAACUCUAACAAAAAGGAAACCAGAAGACGAUUGCUUAAUUCUCGCUAGUGAUGGUUUGUGGGAUGUUUUGUCAAGUGACUUGGCGUGUGAAGUGGCUUGCGAGUGUCUGCGAGAAGGUAGUGCUCCUGCAAACCUCAGUGCCGGUCCUCGGAUGGAAGAUGAGAAGUCCAGUGCAUUGUAUCCUGCACGUAGUGUACUGGCUGCUGCACUGCUAACUCGCCUUGCUUUGGGUAGAAAAAGCUCUGAUAACAUCAGUGUCAUUGUUGUAGAUUUGAAGAGGAGCUGAGCUGAUGGGAGAGAAAGUUCAGGAGGGAACAACAGCAAGAUAAAAUGAAACCCAGAAAUCGUGCCAAAAAUUGCAUGGAUUAUUUAUAUUCCGAGUGUGUGGAAAGCUCAGUAAUUGCCUAUUGUAGGGGUUGCCUGGUUGGGACUUGGGUACUUUUGGAGGCCCUGGAUUUCACUUUCUAUACAGUGUGUUCAUAUGGAAAGAGAUCCAUGGUUACGGUUGGGUUGCAUGACCAGUGCUAAACUGCUAUAAUGCCAAGGAAUUAGACAAGCCUUUGCGCCUUUACGAACAGUUGAAAUUCCUCUGACGGAAUCUAUCCUACCAGCACACUACUUAUCUUUGUUUUAGUCCACAUGAAAGGCAAUUUCCUUUUCUAACGCUUUUUUUUUUUUUUUGGAAGCACUAACAUGGUUUGGCUUAGCACGUGAUGCUCGGCGGACAGCAAGAGCAAGCCGGUUGGUCGGUUCAGGCGUUCAGCUUCACUUUGCUGAUAAAUUAUCAUAUUGUCGACAUUUGCUUGCACCGUAAAGUCUGACUUAAAACGAACAAAUUGAAUGCAGACAAUGUGUAAUCAAUAUUCAAAUGUCCCCAAGAUAAAAUAAAAUUUAUGGACAUAUCCAAAAUGUUCAAAUAUU
This is a messenger RNA of Tripterygium wilfordii, 2115 nucleotides long. RefSeq names its product probable protein phosphatase 2C 75. NCBI's taxonomy places the organism in Eukaryota, Viridiplantae, Streptophyta, Magnoliopsida, Celastrales, Celastraceae. The record is from RefSeq and is a predicted model, not a curated record. Gene Ontology annotation, biological process: protein dephosphorylation. Gene Ontology annotation, molecular function: cation binding; protein serine/threonine phosphatase activity. Gene Ontology annotation, cellular component: nucleus; cytosol. Bases 224 to 1480 code for a protein of 418 amino acids. The transcript has 5 exons.